CAGAAUGCAUUGCGGGGCAGAGAGCGCGGUGCGUUGUCGCAGUGGCGGUUAGUUUGGGAACGGGAAACCUGGAGACGGGAGAGAGGAGAUUGAGGAAUCGUCAUGGCAGCAGUACUAAAUGAGAGCCACAGACGAUUCUUGCAGACUAUGAUGUCUCAGGGAAUUCUGGAAGGUUCCAUGGCGAGAAAAUUGCACAAGCACUGCUGUGAAACAUAUAAAGUGCAUUACAGGCAUGACCAGUUGGAUGAAUUUAUCAAAAAUAUCAACACCCAUCUACAACCUCUCUUCAUGGAGAUCAGGAAGGGGAUGAGUGAGGUUGAUGGACAGCAGCAUUAUGCUCUGAUUAACCUUGCGGAGACUGAGAUCACCAGGAUGGCAUUCGAUUACACAGAAACUGAAUUGGAACUGUUCAAGAAAACUAUGGACCUAGUUCUGGAGUCAGAAAGUGGGAUGGUCUCUUCUACAGACAUCCUGAACCUGGCUGAUCAACUGCAACCCAAGAAAAUGAAGAAGAAAGAAGUAGAACAAGUGCUGCAGCGGUUUGUACAGGACAGGUGGCUUUGUGAGAAUGAUGGUGAGUACAUUCUGAGCACUCGCUGCAUUAUGGAGCUGGAACAAUACAUUCGCAACAUGUACCAGGACCUAGUGAAGGAGUGCAACAUCUGCCACAACAUUACUAUUCAGGGCCAAAUGUGUGAGGUCUGUGGAGCCAAAAUUCAUUUCCCCUGUGCUGCAAAAUACUUCCGAGGCCGGGGUGACCCUUGCUGUCCAAACUGUAGGCAGUUCUGGCCUCAUGAGAUCCCAGAUGUCAGUAGGACUGAGCAAUCAAUGCCCCCUCCAUCCUCCACACCAAAGACGCGACGCCGAUAUCGGGAAUGAGUUGCUAAGAGAAGUAAAGCAGCAAAGGACAAUGUCAAAUCUGCAGAAAAAUGGAAGGACAUUUGGGGGAUGGGUGGGGAAGAAGAGGAUUGAACCUGUGCUGUGAAAUAGAAUUUGUUCUCAGCAAGCUUGUCUUCUGAUAUUCUAUAACCUUUACUGCAUUGUAUUACACAUUUACGUGUAGUCCCCACUAUGCAGUGGCUCUACUUGUUGUUGUGCAGCCACUUACUAGACCCUCAGGGCCACCUGGCCAGUUGGCCCAUUGCCUGGAGUUCGCUCUGAACCUUGUCUCGAGAGAUUACAGAGCUCGGAAUGUGCAACAAUCUCUAUUGGGGUCCAUCUUGGAGACAGAGGUUCAGUGGUAGAAAUCUUGUUUCCAUCAACAGGUGUUAUGCAAUGUAAAAUAGGAAUGAUUAGUUGUUACUAAAUAAAAUGUAACCUUUAA
Carcharodon carcharias (great white shark) is the source of this 1324-nucleotide messenger RNA. RefSeq names its product NSE1 homolog, SMC5-SMC6 complex component (gene nsmce1). NCBI's taxonomy places the organism in Eukaryota, Metazoa, Chordata, Chondrichthyes, Lamniformes, Lamnidae. The transcript is spliced from 8 exons. Bases 103 to 879 code for a protein of 258 amino acids. The record is from RefSeq and is a predicted model, not a curated record. Gene Ontology annotation, biological process: DNA damage tolerance; double-strand break repair via homologous recombination. Gene Ontology annotation, cellular component: nucleus; Smc5-Smc6 complex. Gene Ontology annotation, molecular function: ubiquitin-protein transferase activity.